AUGUCUACCCAGAAAGCAGUAGUCCACGUCUCAAAGGACGUAUCUGAGUUGAGAGACGACGUACCUCUUCCUAAAAUUCCAGCCGAUAACUGGCUUCUUGUCAAGACCAAAGCUGUUGCGCUGAAUCCGACUGAUUGGAAAAGCAUCCAUCAUUCGCCUUCGCCGGGCGCCAUCGCGGGAUGCGACUAUGCCGGAGUUGUUGAAGAGGUGGGAAAAGCAGUGACCAACUACAAGGUUGGUGAUCGUAUUUGUGGAUUUGUUCGUGGAGGCGACCCAGCGGACCACUCCAACGGUGCUUUUGCCGAACACAUCAAGGUCAAAGAGGGCAUCAACCUCAAGAUCCCUGACAGCAUGUCCUUUGAGGAUGCAGCAACCUUGGGCAUUGGCAUCACUACUGUAGGCCAAGGAUUGUACCAGGAACUCGGCCUACCAAUCCCCCCAGCCAAGGCGGAAGAACCUACACCUAUCCUGAUCUAUGGUGCUUCCACAGCAACCGGCACGAUUGCUGUCCAGUACGCGAAGCUCUCGGGCUACGAGGUCAUUGCCACAUCCUCCCCCCGUAACUUUGAUCUCCUCCGUAAGCUCGGCGCCGACCACGUCUUCGACUACAACGAGCCCAACGUCGGAGCCAAGAUCCGCGAAGUAACCAGCGACAAGCUCAAGUUGGUCUUCGAUUGCAUUGCCGAAGGCAACUCGUUCGACAUCACGGCCGCGGCUAUCAGUUCCACCGGUGGCCAUAUGUCUGGGCUCCUACCUCCCGGCAACUACCCAAGGGAUGACGUGAAAGCAGUUUGGACACUCGGCUACACGGCGCUUGGUGAGAGGUUCAACGAGAGACUUGACGCCAAGCCACAAGACUACGAGUUUGGUGUCAAGUUCUGGAAACGAGCGCAGGAGUUGAUCGAGAGCGGCAAGAUCAAGCCACACCCGGCUGAGGUGCGGGAUGGCUUGGCUGGUGUCCCUCAGGGCUUGCUGGAUUUGAAGGAUGGAAAGGUUUCGGGUGUGAAGCUCGUGUACAGGGUUGAGUGA
Molecule: messenger RNA, 1029 nt
Organism: Bipolaris zeicola 26-R-13
Lineage: Eukaryota; Fungi; Ascomycota; Dothideomycetes; Pleosporales; Pleosporaceae
Exons: 2
Coding region: 1-1029 (342 amino acids)
Molecular function (GO): oxidoreductase activity, acting on NAD(P)H
Source: RefSeq, a predicted model, not a curated record